AUGAGGGUCAACGAGAAGUACUCGACGCUCCCGGCCGAGGACCGCAGCGUCCACAUCAUCAACAUCUGCGCCAUCGAGGACAUCGGCUACCUGCCGUCCGAGGGCACGUUGCUGAACUCACUGUCCGUGGACCCCGACGCCGAGUGCAAGCACGGCCUCUACUUCCGGGAUGGCAGGCGCAAGGUGGACUACAUCCUGGUGUACCACCCCAAGAGGCCCUCGGGCAGCAGGACCCUGGCCAGGAGGGUGCAGCACAGCGAUGCCACCCUGGCCGCCCGCGGCGCCAGGCACGACCAGCCCCUGCCGGGCAAGGGGAGCGUGGGGGCGGCCGGUGGCCCCGAGCCCCCGAUGGACUACCACGAGGACGACAAGCGAUUCCGCAGGGAGGAGUACGAGGGGAACCUCCUGGAGGCCGGCCUGGAGCUGGAGCGAGACGAGGACACCAAGAUUCACGGGGUUGGAUUUGUAAAGAUCCAUGCACCCUGGAAUGUACUAUGCAGAGAGGCCGAGUUCCUGAAACUGAAGAUGCCCACGAAGAAGCUCUAUCACAUUAACGAGACCCGUGGCCUCCUGAAGAAGAUCAACUCCGUGCUCCAGAAAAUCACAGACCCCAUCCAGCCCAAGGUGGCGGAGCACAGACCCCAGACCACAAAGAGACUCUCCUACCCCUUCUCCCGGGAGAAGCAGCACCUAUUUGACCUGUCUGACAAGGAUUCCUUUUUCGACAGCAAAACCCGGAGCACAAUAGUCUAUGAGAUCCUGAAAAGAACAACGUGUACCAAGGCCAAGUACAGCAUGGGUAUCACGAGCCUACUGGCCAAUGGCGUUUACUCGGCCGCCUACCCCCUGCACGAUGGAGACUACGAAGGUGAAAACAUGGAUUUCAACGACAGAAAACUCCUGUACCAAGAGUGGGCAAGCUACGGGGUCUUCUAUAAGUACCAGCCCAUCGACCUGGUCAGGAAGUACUUUGGGGAGAAGAUUGGCCUGUACUUCGCCUGGCUGGGCGUGUACACCCAGAUGCUCAUCCCCGCGUCCGUGGUCGGCAUCAUCGUCUUCCUGUAUGGAUGCGCCACCGUCGAUGAGAACAUCCCCAGCAUGGAGAUGUGUGACCAGAGACACAACAUCACCAUGUGCCCGCUGUGCGACAAGACCUGCAGCUACUGGAAGAUGAGCUCGGCGUGUGCCACGGCCCGGGCCAGCCACCUCUUUGACAACCCCGCCACUGUCUUCUUCUCAGUCUUCAUGGCCCUCUGGGCCGCCACCUUCAUGGAGCACUGGAAGCGGAAACAGAUGCGGCUCAGGUACCACUGGGACCUCACAGGCUUCGAGGAGGAGGAGGAGGCUGUCAAGGACCAUCCCAGAGCCGAAUAUGAAGCCAGAGUUUUGGAAAAGUCACUUAGGAAAGAAUCCAAAAACAAAGAGAAGCGCCGGCAUAUUCCAGAGGAGUCAACAAACAAAUGGAGGCAGAGGGUUAAGACCGCCAUGGCGGGGGUGAAAUUGACGGACAAGGUGAAGCUGACCUGGAGAGACCGGUUCCCAGCCUACUUCACCAACUUGGUCUCCAUUGUCUUCAUGAUUGCAGUGACCUUUGCCAUCGUCCUGGGAGUCAUCAUCUAUAGGAUCUCCACGGCCGCCGCCUUGGCCAUGAACUCCUCCCCAUCCGUGCGGUCCAACAUCCGGGUCACGGUCACAGCCACCGCGGUCAUCAUCAACCUCGUGGUCAUCAUCCUGCUGGACGAGGUCUACGGCUGCAUAGCCCGCUGGCUCACCAAGAUUGAGGUUCCAAAGACGGAGAAGAGCUUCGAGGAGAGGCUGAUCUUCAAGGCUUUCCUGCUGAAGUUUGUGAAUUCCUACACCCCCAUCUUUUACGUGGCUUUCUUCAAAGGCAGGUUCGUCGGACGCCCGGGCGACUACGUGUACAUUUUCCGUUCUUUCCGGAUGGAAGAGUGUGCCCCGGGGGGCUGCCUGAUGGAGCUCUGUAUCCAGCUCAGCAUCAUCAUGCUGGGCAAGCAGCUCAUCCAGAACAACCUGUUUGAGAUUGGCAUCCCGAAAAUGAAGAAGUUCAUCCGCUAUCUGAGGCUGAGGCGCCAGAGUCCCUCUGACCACGAUGAGUACGUGAAGAGGAAACAGCGCUAUGAGGUGGACUACACGCUGGAGCCCUUCGCGGGCCUCACCCCAGAGUACAUGGAGAUGAUCAUCCAGUUUGGCUUUGUCACCUUGUUCGUCGCGUCCUUCCCCCUGGCCCCACUGUUCGCGCUGCUGAAUAACAUCAUCGAGAUCCGCCUGGAUGCCAAAAAGUUCGUCACCGAGCUCCGAAGGCCAGUGGCUGUCAGAGCCAAAGACAUCGGAAUCUGGUACAAUAUUCUCAGAGGCGUUGGGAAGCUGGCCGUCAUCAUCAAUGCGUUCGUCAUCUCCUUCACGUCCGACUUCAUCCCUCGCCUGGUAUACCUCUACAUGUACAGCGAGAACGGGACCAUGCACGGCUUUGUCAACCAUACCCUCUCCUCCUUCAACGUCAGCGACUUCCAGAACGGCACCGCCCCCAACGACCCCCUGGACCUGGGUUACGAGGUGCAGAUCUGCAGGUACAAAGACUACCGGGAGCCCCCGUGGUCGGAGCACAAGUACGACAUCUCCAAGGACUUCUGGGCCGUGCUGGCGGCCCGGCUGGCUUUCGUCAUCGUCUUCCAGAACCUGGUCAUGUUCAUGAGCGACUUUGUGGACUGGGUCAUCCCAGACAUCCCCAAGGACAUUAGCCAGCAGGUGCACAAGGAGAAGGUGCUGAUGGUGGAGCUGUUCAUGAGGGAGGAGCAGGGCAAGCAGCAGCUGCUGGACACGUGGAUGGAGAAGGCCCGGAAGAAGGACGAGCCAUGCAACAACCACGGCCCCAAAGCCUGCCUGGACAGCCCCGAGUACCCCGGGGGCGCCCUGUAGCCGCCCCUAGCCUCCCGGCCGACGGGCGCCCUCCCCCAGCCAGGCCCGGUGGCUCCGGUGUUCGUCGCAAACCUGGAAGACCACCUUCUGAU
Molecule: messenger RNA, 3029 nt
Organism: Callorhinus ursinus (northern fur seal)
Lineage: Eukaryota; Metazoa; Chordata; Mammalia; Carnivora; Otariidae
Source: RefSeq, a predicted model, not a curated record